GGAAAUUGUGUGAGCAGCUUCAGAAGCUAUUCCGUUCUACCGCUGAGCACACUAACUCCUCACGCUCCAUCCAACAAUGAAGACCGUUGCCAUCUUGUUCUGCCUGGUUGCUGGCGCCGCUGCGUUGCCGCAGGGCUUCUUCCCAGGUGGUUUAUUCAGUCAGAACGGUCAGGCGACCGGAAGUGCCGCCGGCAAUGUGGUGACCGGGGUCAGCGGUGGUCCCUUCCAGAACUCUCGGAUCACGCAAGUCAGCGCCACAGCCUCGGGCUCAGCCAGUGGCAACGCCGUAAGCUCCAACGUCGCCAGCGCCUCCAACGUCGCUUCUUCGGGGCUGUUCGGCAACCAGGAGUUCUCAAACACCAACGCCGUCUCCAACCAGCAGACGUUCGGUGGUGGACUUAGCGGAAGUUACCAGCGGCCGAUCGGUCAAUUCCGGCGGCAGUACCGCAGGCGGAACUUCUACUAGUCAUGAUCUAGCUUGGCCUAGUGUUCGGGAAGUCGCCAGGAUAUAUGUUACUCGCGUACAUAAUGUAUCGACAUUCGCAUAAUGACUAGAUGCAUGAU
Pollicipes pollicipes is the source of this 564-nucleotide messenger RNA. Its product is annotated as secreted protein C-like. The coding region runs from base 77 to 466 and encodes 129 amino acids. The record is from RefSeq and is a predicted model, not a curated record. NCBI's taxonomy places the organism in Eukaryota, Metazoa, Arthropoda, Thecostraca, Pollicipedomorpha, Pollicipedidae. The transcript has 3 exons.